AUGGAUCAUUCAUGGUGUACAGUAUGCGAUAAACAUAUUUUCGCUAUUGAAAACUUAUAUUGCAGCGAAUCUUGUCGACGAAAAGAUGGUCAAUCAAUAUCUUCAUCGCCAUCAAUAAUAACGAAUUCAUCGAUACAUGAUUCAUUCUACGAAUUUCCAAGAUGUUCCUCUCAAAAACCAUAUCAGUCCCUAUACUCAACACCUGAAUCAUCAUCUUACACUUCUCCAUCACUACUUCCCUCUCAAACGUUAUCUUCGUCAUCAUCCUCUUCGUAUUUUGAUCCAAGAGAAGAUGGAUAUUAUUCAUCGUCACCGUCGAAUUACCUUUAUUCCUCGAGCGAUGACCUAAGCAUGUCACCGCCAUCCGCAAAUUUCACUAUGGGGGGGCAGCCCUUUUCCGAUGCAGCGCCAAUAACAAAUCCUGCAUUGUUAAUAUCCACGCCAACGAUGAUGACAACAUCAAAAUCAUCAAAAAAACGAUCGUUUACUGAUAGUGCCAGGCGCCUAUUUUUCUUUUGA
This is a messenger RNA of Ambispora leptoticha, 519 nucleotides long. The record is from the annotation of a GenBank genome assembly. Lineage: Eukaryota; Fungi; Glomeromycota; Glomeromycetes; Archaeosporales; Ambisporaceae.